This is a messenger RNA of Synchiropus splendidus (mandarinfish), 6009 nucleotides long. RefSeq names its product attractin-like 1b (gene atrnl1b). Gene Ontology annotation, molecular function: protein binding. The coding region runs from base 814 to 4932 and encodes 1372 amino acids. The transcript is spliced from 29 exons. The record is from RefSeq and is a predicted model, not a curated record. Gene Ontology annotation, cellular component: Golgi apparatus. Lineage: Eukaryota; Metazoa; Chordata; Actinopteri; Syngnathiformes; Callionymidae.
GCGCAUGCGUAUGCUGUGUUUAGAUUCCUCCAAAGAACUGUUCCGAGUCUUAACGCUUUCAACGCCACCGCUGACUUUUACCUUCGUGUUCAUGGAGCAAGUGCUCCCUGUGCUGCCUUCGUAUCACAUGGAAUUGCUUCAAAAAUUAACUGUGAGUGUACUGUUCGACGAGACAGUUGGAAUUCGCUCGAUAACGUCCCCGUUGUGUCAGUAUCUCCCGUCGGUAGGAAGAUCAAUCCCUACACGCUAGGACUUUCCUGUUAGCUGCGGCAGACCCCCUGCGUUCAGUGACCGCUCUAAAAACAGCACAAGCCUUUUGUUAUUUUGAGGAUACAUCCCACCCGAACUAUUUUGGAUUGUGUGCCCGGAGCCUGGUUCAUUACACCGUACGUCUCUCUCACUGUCUGAAGGUUUGUUUCCGUGUUAAAAUGGCUGCUGAAAGGUUUUAAGGAGAUUGGACCUGAUAUAACGCUAUAGUCAUUCUGAGCUCAGCUCCGACUGCGAAGAAGCCUGCUAGAAGCGCUAAAGUGAUGAAAUGAAGUGAAAGUCAUUUCAUCCGCUACGAGCGACGUUUUGCUUUGUUUGGAUGGGGAUUUCCUCCGUCUAAAAUGCAUGCGAUUGAUCUGAUAUUUUUAAACCACCCUUGCAACAUCUAACUGGCGGUGUUCUAAUGCAUUACACAUAGCUCUAACUGAAUCUCAUCGUAACCGUACGACCGUUGUAGCUGAAACUUUUGCAAAAUUGCAGCAAAAACGAGGCUGCAGCAGAUAAUCCUGAAGGCCCCGGUCUCAGACCUGGGUUGACGGGCUGAAAAUGGACCCUGGUGGGAAAUGGGCUUCAAAACUCUUGACUUUAGGACACCAAGUGGCCACUGUGAGGGGCUUCUACAGAUACCUGGUCGUGAGCGUUGUGUUUUGCUUGGUGCUGGUGAUCCACGCGUCACCAGCCAAGACCUGCGAAAAGAGCUGUCUGUCAGGAAAAUGCAUUAACGGAUCCUGCAUCUGUGACCGAGGAUGGGUGGGAGACCAGUGCCAGCACUGCCAGGGACGAUUCAAGUUGACAGAACCAUCAGGAUAUCUGACUGAUGGUCCAAUCAACUACAAGUACAAAACAAAAUGCACCUGGUUGAUAGAAGGACAUCCAAAUGCAGUUCUUCGAUUGAGAUUUAACCACUUUGCCACGGAAUGUAGCUGGGACCAUGUGUAUGUCUACGACGGAGACUCCAUAUAUGCUCCUCUCGUUGCUGUUUUCAGUGGUCUCAUUGUGCCUGAAGUACAUGGUAAGGAGACGGUUCCUGAGGUGGAGACAACAUCAGGUUAUGCGCUUCUACACUUUUUCAGUGAUGCAGCCUAUAACCUGACAGGAUUUGAAGUCUACUACUCGGUUAACUCCUGUCCCAACAACUGCUCUGGACACGGCAAGUGCACCCCUGGAAACUCUGCUGCUAGCAGAGUGUACUGUGAGUGUGACAAAUACUGGAAGGGGGAAGCUUGUGACAUCCCCUAUUGCAGGAACAACUGUGGAAGCCCUGAUCAUGGCUACUGUGACCUCACAGGGGAAAAGUUGUGUGUUUGCAAUGACAGCUGGCAAGGUCCAGACUGUUCCUUAACCGUGCCUUCUACUGAGUCCUACUGGGUCCUACCGAGUGUCAAGCCAUUUGGCACAUCACUGGGUCGAGCUUCCCACAAGGCUGUUGUGCAGGAAAAGGUCAUGUGGGUGGUUGGUGGAUAUUCUUUCAACUACAGCUCCUUCCAAAUGAUACUUAACUACAACCUGGAGAGUGGGAUCUGGAACCCUGUGCCCAUCAGUAGCGGCCCAGUGCCAAGAUAUGGCCACUCAUUGACCCUUUUCCAGGAGGACAUCUACAUGUUUGGAGGCAAACUUGAGUCCGGCGCUGGCAAUGUCACAGACGAGCUGUGGAUGUUUAACAUUCCUAGCAGAACAUGGCAAAGAAGAAACCCUACUCUUGGUCCACAAGCUCAGGCUCAGAUUUAUGCAGUGGAAGGCCACUCAGCCCACAGUGUCAUGUUGGAUGCAGUUAACCCUGUUAUGCUGGUGAUUUUUGGCUACUCCCCCAUCUACAGUUAUAUCAGCAGUGUGCAGGAGUACCAUCUGAAAACAAACAUGUGGACAGUGCCAGAAACCAAAGGUGCUGUUCCUCAGGGAGGGUAUGGCCACAGUAGCACAUACCACAGUGCAAGUGGCAGUGUAUUUGUCCAUGGAGGCUACAAGGCACUGCCUGCAAACAAAUAUGGCUUGGUUGAUGACCUAUACCGAUAUGACGUCAGUACACGCACAUGGUACAUCCUGAAAGAGAGUGGCUAUCCCCGAUACCUACACUCAGCAGUACUGCUUAGUGGGACUCUACUCGUCUUUGGUGGAAACACUCAUAAUGAUACUUCACUUAGCAAUGGAGCCAAGUGUUUCUCUGCUGAUUUCCUCGCCUACGAUAUUGCUUGUGAUGAAUGGAGGCUCUUGCCAAAGCCCAACCUGCAUCGAGAUGCUAACCGAUUCGGACACUCUGCUGUCAUCAGCAAUGAGUCCAUGUAUGUGUUUGGGGGCUUCUCUAGCAUGCUGCUCAAUGAUGUUCUGGUAUACCGGCCCGCCAUGUGCCCAGCCUUUUCAUCUCAAGAAAGAUGUGUGACUGCCGGGCCGGGGAUCCGCUGUAUUUGGAAUAGGGGCCGCUGUCUUCCCUGGCACCCUAUUAGGACAAACGGGAGCUUCACUCCUGCUCCAUUCUGUCUUCCAAGACCUGCAACAGUUGAUGAGCGGUGCUUCAGGUUCUCUGACUGUGCCAGCUGUAGUGCCAACACCAAUGGUUGCCAGUGGUGUGAUGACAAGAAGUGCAUCUCUGCCUCAAGCAACUGCACUGCUAGUGUCAGCAACUUCUCUGAGUGUCCUGCACAUAACGAGCUGGUGUGCAGCAAAUUAGCUAACUGCAAGAGCUGCUUGUUGAACCUGAACUGCCAGUGGGAUCAGAACCAGUCCGAGUGCCAUGCUCUUCCUGCCCAGCAGUGCAGUGAGGGCUGGAGUCAAGUGGGGGAUGCUUGUCUAAGGAUCAACUCUAGCAGAGAGAGUUAUGACAACGCUCAACACUAUUGCAAAAACUUGAAUGGGAAUAUUGCCUCCCUUACCACCUCCAGCCAAGUGGACUUUGUACUUGAAGAGUUAAAGAAGCUCCAGCAACAAGGCAAGAUUCUGUCUCCAUGGGUGGGUCUACGGAAGAUCAAUGUGUCAUACUGGGGCUGGGAGGACAUGUCACCGUUCACCAACAACAGUUUGCGGUGGCUGCCUGGAGAGCCCAGUGACUCUGGUUUCUGUGCGUACCUGGAGGAGCCUCAAGUGACAGGUCUCAGAGCCAAUCCUUGCACAGCCACAGCCCAGGGCCUGAUUUGUGAAAAGGCUACCGGAAACCCCAAUCAAGCCACUCGUCCGCCCUGCAAGAAGCCCUGUGCACUUCACACCACCUGUACAAACUGUACUAGUCAAGCCAUGGAGUGCAUGUGGUGCAGCAGUGUGCAGCGGUGUGUUGACUCAACUGCUUACAUUGUCUCGUUUCCCUACGGCCAAUGCUUAGAGUGGCAGACAGGAGAUUGCGUUGCCCAGAACUGUUCUGGUCUCAAGACUUGUUUCCAGUGUUUGGAGCAACCAGAUUGUGGAUGGUGUGCUGAUCCCAGCAGCACAGGAAAGGGCCUUUGCGUUGAAGGUUCUUUCCGAGGUCCUAUGAAGAGAGUGGGCAAGCUGGACAAGUACCUAAGCAUGGUCCUGGAGCCCAGCAUCUGCCCCAAAGACAAGGGCAAUGAGUGGGCCUUCAUUGAGUGCCCCGCAUGCCAGUGUAAUGGUCACAGCACCUGUGUGAAUGGCAGCGUUUGUGAACAGUGUCAUAACCUAACCACUGGUCCUCACUGCCAGAGCUGUAUGCCUGGCUACCACGGAGACCCAACCAAUGGAGGCAAAUGUCAAGCUUGUAAGUGUAAUGGACAUGCAAAUGUUUGCCAGGUGUUGACAGGCAAGUGUUUUUGCACCACCAAGGGCAUCAAGGGUGACCAGUGCCAGCUAUGUGACUCAGAGAACCGUUACCUUGGCAAUCCACUCAGGGGAACCUGUUACUACAAUUUGCUGAUUGACUACCAGUUCACCUUCAGUCUCAUCCAAGAGGAUGAUAACCACUACACUGCAAUCAAUUUUAUGGCCUCACCAGAGCAGGCCAACAAGAACUUGGACAUGUCUAUCAACGCAUCCAAUAAUUUCAACCUCAACAUUACCUGGUCAGUGGGAUCAACAGCUGGUACCAUCUCUGGUGAAGAGGUGCCCAUCGUCUCCAAAUCGAACAUCAAGGAAUACAGAGACAGCUUCUCCUGUGAGAAGUUUACCUUCAGAAGCAACCCCAAUAUCACCUUCUAUGUCUAUGUCAGUAACUUCUCAUGGCCCAUCAAGAUACAGAUUGCCUUCUCACAACAUAACAGUAUAAUGGACCUAGUGCAAUUCUUUGUCACAUUCUUCAGCUGCUUCUUGUCACUCUUGCUCGUGGCAGCAGUGGUAUGGAAAAUCAAGCAAACCUGCUGGGCUUCACGACGGAGAGAGCAACUGAUGAGAGAACGUCAACAAAUGGCCAGUCGUCCGUUUGCAUCAGUGACAGUGACCCUGGAUGUGUGCAGAAAGCAAAGCAAGAUUUUGCAUUCCAUGCCUGAUGGGUUACCUAAGCCUGUAGCCAUGGAGCCAUGUUCAGGAGGGAAAGCUGCUGUACUGACAGUCCUCAUACAUCUACCAUCUGGACCUUCAGGCUUUCCCCCGCCAGGCCAGUCUGGUAUCAUCGUCGCCAGUGCACUCAUUGAUGUAUCACAGCAGAGGCCGGCAGAUUUUAAGGAAAAGUCACAGUCCUUGAAAACCAGAAAAGCUCUUGCUGCACCACACCAGGGCACCUGUGUCUGACUCAAUUCCACAUGGACCUUUCUCUUGAAAGCAGACAGUGGACAUGACUCACACUAUGUUCGGAGGAUGCAAGCAAGCUUUUACCUUUAUGUUUAGCUCAGUGCAGCCUCACCAGCUUGACAUCCAGAGCAAUUUUGCCCUGUCUCAGUGACAUGCUCUCAAUUUCUUCUCUGUUGCUCAUCAGGGCAGGUAUUUAGAUGAAGACUCUCAUGGGCUGCCUGGUGGCCUUCUAUGGUGCUAAAGCAUGUUGGUCAACUACUCAACAGCUGCUUUUUGUGAUGGAACACUGCAACGUUUUGAAAUGAUAAACCAGUGGAGGAUUUUGUUUCCUUUCAUUGCCAGUUUGGAUUUCUGAUCUGCCUCUUCUUUUUGUACAUAUUUAUCACGUGUAAUCAAAAGAUAUGGAGGCAUGGAGUCUCAAAUUGCAGACAAGUUUGCUUUAUAUAUCAACGUGAGGGCCGCAAUGACAAACAUCACGACAGAACUCGUCUGCUGGAACUCUGACACUUGAGCUCCUGGCCCCAGACGCAGUAACCUUAUCCUUAUUCUUACAAGUUUUUUUUGGUUUGUUAGUUUUAAACACAAAAUUGUGUAGGCUUCUUAGGCCUAGCUGCCUUCAGCCUCCGCUGUACAGUGUCAUGAUGGAAAAAUGUAUGUCUUGUUGCUUGUUUUGAGAUCUUCCAUGUUUGUACGUUACAAUGGAAUUGAGGAUUUUUUUUUUGUUACAUGUUAUUUUGUCUUGUUACACUCAUAAUGUAUGUCUGUUAUACUGAAAUUGUAAAAGAAAAAGAAGAAGCCUUUCAUGUUUGUUUGUUUUUGUUUUCAUUGUCAGAUUCCUGUGUAAUUUUCCCCUGUGACAUUUUUGAAGUCUUCGCAAGUGUGACAUUUUUAAGCACUGAGGGCAUUUGCUUUGUUUCCUUGCCAUUAAGAAUUGUGAUGCAUUUCUUGAUAGUGUUUUGUAUAAAUGAAAUCUCCACAUUGUCAUUGCACAGGAACCGUUGUAAUGUGAGAAAACCAUAAUAAUCUAAGUGUAUUUUAAACAUGGUCAUACUGCCAGAAAAUAAACAGCAACCUGAA